AUAUAUAUAUUUCUUAUAUAUAUAUAAACAUAUUUAUUUAAUUUAUAUUAAAAGAAAAAAUUAAAAAAAAAAAUUUGACAAAAUAAUUCAUACGUACAUAUACAUCCAACCUAUUAUAAAUAAAAUUUAAAUUUACAAAUAUGAGGCAAUACAAUACUAGAGUAAUUGCAUUUUUAUGCUUUAUAACAACAUUAACAACAGUAUGUAAUGCAUUACCAGUAACAAAUAGUAAACCGGAAUUAGAUAUAUUCAAUAUACCAAUUAGUAAUGGAAAGGAAUUGGAUGUUCUGACAUUAGGUGAUGAAUCAGAAAUAAAUGAAAGAAAUAAACGGACUAUUGGUAUAUUAAGAGAUUUAUUCCCAGAAAUUAGUAAGUUAACUGGUGGUGAAAAUUCACUCGAUUUGAAUGCAAUAAAUAAACAAUUAGAGGAGACAAUACGUGUUGCAAGACAGACAAAUCUUAAUGAGAAUGCUUUAGCGAAUAGUAUUAAUAGUGAAGCUGUAAAUGAUGUACCAACUACGAAAACUGAUCAACAAACAUCGGAAUCUAAAGCACCGGCAAUCGAUGAGCUUACAUUAGACUCAUUGGAUGAUGGGGAUGAUCGCAAUAAGAGACAAGGAUUAUUUGGCGGUGGAGGUGGAAGUGGCGGUGCUGGUUCCGGUAAUUUUCUUUUCGAUAUUAUUAGAUUAUUCUCUGGUAGUGUUCAAUCACAAGGUACCGGAAGUAGUGGUUCAACUGAUACAGAUUCAUCAUCAAAUUCAGAUGAUGAUGAUGAUAAUGAUAAUGAUGAUAAUAGUAGUAAUAAUGCUUAUACUGAAGGUAUUCCUGGACCAGUAACAAGAUUAGUUGUAUUAGCAAAUCGUGGUCUAGCAAAUCUUAUUCAAGAUUUAAUAUUGCGUAUUGCUGCUACCAGUGAAAGAUUAGUCAACUUUAAGGCAAGACUUAUUACAGCAUUAAUUUAAAUUUAAUAUACAUUCGGUAUUCAUGUAUAUACAUAAAAAAAAAAAAAAAAAACAAAAUUUUAAAAUAAAGUGUUCUUCCAUUUUUAAAACUAUAAACUAAAAAAAAAAAGAAACAAAAAAUGAAUUAUUAAACUCGCUCACAAGAAC
Molecule: messenger RNA, 1109 nt
Organism: Condylostylus longicornis
Lineage: Eukaryota; Metazoa; Arthropoda; Insecta; Diptera; Dolichopodidae
Exons: 6
Coding region: 141-962 (273 amino acids)
Source: RefSeq, a predicted model, not a curated record